AUGGAGGAAGUCGAAGUGCUUCCGGAGGGCAAGCCGCCGGUGAAGCAGUGCAUGUGCAAGAAGACGCGCUGUCUGAAGCUGUACUGCGACUGCUUCGCGGCCGGGCAGUUCUGCUCUUCGGAAUGCGGGUGCGUGGGCUGCGUCAACCGCGAGCGCACCAGCACUCUGGUCAAGGCCGCGCGGAGCGCCAUCAAGAAGAGGAACCCCCUGGCGUUCCGAAGCAAGUUCGUCGCCACGGACGGUCAGGCGCGGGUGGAGCACAAGGUCGGCUGCAAGUGCAAGAACUCCCGGUGCCUCAAACGGUACUGCGAGUGCUUCGCCGCGGGCGUGCACUGCUCCGACGUCUGCAGGUGCAUCAACUGCCUGAACUGGAACAAGGCCGAGCGCGCGACCCCCCCCGGCUUCAGAGUCCCCCAGAAGCUCGGGGCGCCCCUCGGCGUCAAGAGCGCACCUGCAAAAGCGUUUGGCAGCAACCCGCGCCCCGCCGUCCAGCGCGGCCCGCCGCGCGAGAGCGACGUCGUCCGCAAGAUGCAGGCGCGCCAGCGCAAGUACUACGGCGAGUUCGGGUACGGCAAGGACAGCUUCGUCGACCCGAGCCACGUGGGCGCCGACGGCCGCCCCGCGCCCUCGCGGCGGAAGCUCCGCGCCGAGCGCGCGCUGCCGCCCGGGAGCCCGCCGCCGGCGCAGGCGUCGCGGCGCUUCGACGACGGCGCGCUGGACGAGGCUGCUGCUGCGCCGGCGCGCGGGGCGCGGGAGCUGGCCUUUGACGCGGAGGAGCCGGGCGAGGACGCGGACGUGGCGAUGGAGGGCGACGACGUGGCGACGGAGGGCGACGACGUGGCGAUGGAGGGCGAGGACGUGGACGAGGACGGCGACGAGGACGAGGACGAGGAGCUGGACGGCGACGGCGACGGCGACGGCGACGGUGACGGCGACGGCGACAGCGACGGCGGCGGCGACGGCGACGGCGGCGGUGGCGGUGGCGACGCGCAGCGGGGCAAGUCGUCGGGCGCGGGGAAGAAGGGUCGCAGGCGCGGGGUGAAGCAGCUAGGGUACAACUACGGCGGGCAGGGCCAGGCGUGGACGCCCGAGGAGGACGAGCUGCUCCUGAAGUACCAGCGCGUGUACGGCAACCGCUGGUCCGCGGUGUGCCGGCACAUCCCGGGGCGCACCGGGCAGCAGUGCGCGCAGCGCUGGCGGCACCGCGUGAACCCGGACAUCAAGCGCGAGCCGUGGGACACGGACGAGGACAACCAGCUGCUCGAGCUGGUGGAGGCGUACGGCGAGGCCAGGUGGGCCAUGGUGGCGCGCAAGAUGCCCGGGCGCACGGACCAGCAGUGCCGGUCGCGGUACCUCCAGGCGGUCAACCCCGCGCUGCAGAAACAGAGCCCGUGGACGGCGACCGUCGACAAGAGGCUCGUGGCAGCGUACGGCAAGCUCGGCGCGAACUGGACGGAGAUUUCGCGGCGCGUGGCGCGCAGCAUGGCGGCCUGCAAGGCGCGCGUGGAGCGGCUCCGCGCGCUCGCGGGGAACGACGACGAGAAGCUGUUCAGGCAGUACGACGUGACGCCCGGCGACGGGCGGCAGGAGCCCGCCGCGCCCCCGCCGCCGCCGCCGCCCGCGCGCACGCCCGCGAAGGCGGCGCAGACGGACGGGCCGCUCAUGGACCAGCCCGACUGGCGCGCCCUGGACGAGCUGCUCGCGGACCUGCAAGGCGGCGCGAGCGCGGCGCGGCUGCGAGAGACCCCCUACACGGAGUCGUACCACCAGCAGAACGGGUACGAGCCAGGGGACCUGGUGUGGGCCAACUCCCCCGGGUACGGACACUACCCGGGGCGCAUCGUGGACCCCGACGACCACCCGGACUUCCUCGAGCGCGGACGGCGGCGCCCGACCCAGCAGGGUUGGCGGCUGGUGGCGUUUUUCGACGACGACAUCCAGUGGGUGCACGUGGACAAGAUGUACGGCUUCCUGGCGCGCUGGACGGACUGGUCGGGCCUGCAGGACCACCCGUCGCGCCGGCCCAACUUCACUCGCUCGACCGACCGCGCGGUCAAGUGGUUCUUCCACCUCGUGCGCGCCCACGAGAUCCGCACGGGCGAGGAACUCGACAUUCCGCGCCCCUGA
Messenger RNA from Pedinophyceae sp. YPF-701, 2127 nucleotides. NCBI's taxonomy places the organism in Eukaryota, Viridiplantae, Chlorophyta, Pedinophyceae. The record is from the annotation of a GenBank genome assembly.